This is a messenger RNA of Exophiala bonariae, 1053 nucleotides long. RefSeq lists its product as uncharacterized. The record is from RefSeq and is a predicted model, not a curated record. Gene Ontology annotation, molecular function: 2-dehydropantoate 2-reductase activity. Gene Ontology annotation, biological process: pantothenate biosynthetic process. The transcript has a single exon. Gene Ontology annotation, cellular component: cytoplasm. NCBI's taxonomy places the organism in Eukaryota, Fungi, Ascomycota, Eurotiomycetes, Chaetothyriales, Herpotrichiellaceae. Bases 1 to 1053 code for a protein of 350 amino acids.
AUGGCGCAAAAGGCGAAAGUGCUACUCGUCGGAGCAGGGGGGAUAGGUACCAUGACAGCCUUCAAUCUUGAGCAAGGAGGCCUUGCAACUGUCACAGCCAUACUCCGCUCCAACUAUACGAUAGUCAAAGAUCAAGGCUUUACGAUCGACUCAUGCGAUCACGGGAAAUUCCAAGGCUGGAGACCAUCUGAGGUGCUCAACAAGAUCCCUGAUCAAGAACCAUCAGCACCUUUUGACUACAUUAUUUGCACAACGAAGAACAACCCAGAUAUUCCACCAACGCUGGUCGAUCUGAUCUCGCCAGCCGUUACUCCUGGACAUUCAGUGAUUGUGCUUGUACAGAAUGGACUCAACAUUGAAAAGCCUUUGCUCAAGGCGUUUCCCAACAACGUCUGUCUCUCCGGAGUAUCUUUGAUGGGCGCCGAUGAACUCAGCCCUGGUUCCAUCCUCCAGAACGACGUCGAUAGGCUCUACAUAGGCGAGUUCGUGUCCGACACCAUGGACAAAGAAAAGCAAACGGCGGCAGCGAAAGAUUUCGUAAGGAUCUAUUCUGCCUCUGGGAAAGUCCAAUGCUCUUAUCAACCCGAUGUCGUUUUCGUCCGGUGGCGGAAACUCAUGUACAACGCCGUGUGGAAUCCCAUAUGCGCACUGACGGAUCUCGACACGUCGCGUUUCCGCCUGGCUUCCGAGGACAACGAUCCUGCCAGCCCACUCAACCUCCUCAUCCGACCGGCAAUGAACGAAAUCCGUGCGGCCGCGAAAGCAGCAGCCAACGUGGACCUGCCUGAGUCCCUGGUCGAGGACAUGGUCGAGUGCGACCCGAUUGAGAUUUUCUGUGCACCGAGCAUGUUGCAAGACCGGCGGAAGAAGCGAUUCCUCGAGUUUGAGAAUAUUCUUGGGGAGGCGCUGCGGGAAGGGGAGAAGGCCGGUGCUAGUAUGCCGAUUGUCCGGACUAUCUAUGCACUUUGCAAGGCUAUUCAGUGGAGGACUAAGGAGACCAGUGGGAUGGUUGAUGCUGUGAAACUGAUGGAGGAGAGGAAAGCUAGGUCGUGA